AUGUCUUUUUCACGCUUUGCCCUCGCGGGCCUCCUGCUCAGUGUAGCAAAUGCUGUCAGCGUAUCCCCGGUCUCCAGUCAAGCCCAAGUACAGCCUUCGGCGACCUGUCGUACUAUUUUGGGAGAUGAGUCCCUCUCUUCUGUACCUACGAUAACUAAGACCCGCCGUGUCCAUGACCCUACUCCUGUUGUGGUCUUCACCACGGUUCAGGAUACUGUCACCUAUACUCCCUCGCUUUCAACUAUACUGGCGACGGACUAUGAGACCGCUACGAUCACUUCUACGGCAACACCGGCCACUGAUGUUUUCUCAACUACUUCGACUGAGUUUGAAUAUACGACUUCGUGGGUCACUCCAAGUGAUGUCACCGCAACUCUGUGGUCAACCUCGUCAAUCACCCAAACCAGCACCGCAACUAUUGCCAGCUCACCUGGUUUCACUCCUAUUGUGGACACUCUUCCCACUGCUACCGUCGCCAAAAGAUCACUGGCUGAAGACCAAGAGGAAUGCGUUCCUUGGCUAGAUGAUUACCAGUAUCCCAAAGAAGUGAUCUGCCACGAGAAGUACAUCAUCAAGACCACAACAGUCUCAACUGUCACUGAGACCCCCAUCACUGCCACUGCUGCUGCACCUUCCACGACCGUGACAGUGACCAGUACCAUCACUUCCAACACUGUAGUUGUUCCCUCCGACGUGUCCACCACAUUGAGCUUCAGCACUACCUCGUACAUUACCGUUGUCACUGAUGCACCUGCUGUGACCGAUACUGUCACUUCUACUGCCACCGAGAUAGUCGCUAUCAGCACUACAUCUUCGUAUGCCGCGUGUGCCACCAACAACAUCGCAUCCAGUCCUCUUUCAUCGGACUACGGCAGCUUCGCCGGUCAAUACAUUAACGCUGUUGCCUUCACCAAAGUUCCUGGUAUGCGUAUAUCCGUGGGCGACACCUCGUCCCAGACGGCCUGCUGUGAGAGCUGCCAGCAGAGCUCGGAUUGCGCCUUCUCCUACUACGCUGGUAUAUCAUCAUCCCUCAGAUACUGUUAUUUGGUUCACACGACUACAUGCUCGGUUGCUGAUACUUACUCCACGGCUUGGAUUGAGCACACUGUGAGUUCUCUGUCAAUCUCCAAUGGAAACUGUGGCCACUACGUCGGCUCUCAGCAUUAG
Molecule: messenger RNA, 1167 nt
Organism: Penicillium taxi
Lineage: Eukaryota; Fungi; Ascomycota; Eurotiomycetes; Eurotiales; Aspergillaceae
Exons: 1
Coding region: 1-1167 (388 amino acids)
Source: RefSeq, a predicted model, not a curated record